CAUACGCUGGCUACGCGCAAGCAGAGCACCGUGGGACAGGAGAGAAACACCGUGAGGCGAAGCUGGGAUGCAGGAGGAGUCUGUGCUCUCAAGGUCAACUUUCCAAUCAGGAAACCAGUGAUAUAGAGAUGGAUGUUGCCAACCACUGUUGCUAUACGUGGUCCCUUGGGACAGGCACCAUCAUCAUAGGUGUCUUGAAUGUGAUUGGGAGCAUUUUGCAGAUAGCAGUAGUAGCGAACAAUUGGGACUUGUACCAGUACGCCAAUGAUGAUAUAAGCGGGGAAAACUCAGAUACUAAGCGAGAGCUGGUGACUGUCCUCGUAUUUGGCAUUAUCCAGGCUAUCUGUAGCGUACUUCUCAUCACUGGAGCCGUUAAGGAAAAAGCUAGCAUGCUUCUUCCGUGGAUGGUUGUGGAAACCCUGGCACUCGUAGUAGCAACUGUAAUAGGCAUCAUCUUAGGCAUUUUUCUUAUCGAGCUUCGCAUCGGCAGUGUUAUAAUUGUUUUUGUCAUCUUUUUUCUUUGUCUCAGAUUGUACUUUCUGCGUGUCGUUCUCAUCUACUACCGGACUCUACGUGAGAACACAAGAACCAACAUGGUCAGCGAGAGUGCACCAUUACUUACGUGAAACGUGUCGCUGAUGAAAUUCCUCCAGAUUUUGGUUCUUCUGGCAAACUGAUGUGUGAGUCUUGAGGAAAUCAAGGUUGUCAGAUAACGUUUUCGGUUUUGAAUGCGCAUCUAGAAUGUAGGCACAGGUUUUGUCUCGAGACGUUUGUACACUUGAUUUUCUCUAUACGUUACGUAUGAGUUAUUUUGCUGCUUCCGUUUUCAAAAACAGAGAAUAUCGUGAAUAAUUCCAGGGACAAUUGAAAAGAACUCGUUUCGACCUGUUUUCUGUAGAUCUUCACAUGUAUGUCCCACCUGACGCAUCUAGGGAAGCGUAGUUCAUUACGUCCUGUUCAGUGUGUUCGGAAAAACCUAUUCACGUCCAUUAUGUGGAUUUCUACCACUGAAUUUCCAUUUUUAGAAGUGAAUGGUGAUAGUCUUUAUCUUUCGUUACAUGUCGUUUGUGCAACAAAGCAAGGUGUUUUAAUUAUUUAAUGUUAGUCACUAAAGAUUAAUCUCAGAAUGUAUUUUUAUUGAAAUUAAUGAAUCAUAAUUGCCUUUUGCUGGUCUUUCUAAUUUCCUUUUAUAAUUAAAAACAUAUAAUGAAAUUAUUGAUUGUUGUAGAUCAUUUAGAGUCUUCUACUUGGACAGUAUAACAAAAAACAGCCAAUAAUUAGGAUGUGCACAUAGGUGAGCAAUAUUAUUUUCAAGUCGGCGACACUGUACCUGAAUGAUCACUGUUUUGAACCUGUUAUUGCUAAAUAAAGAAGUUCCCAUAAAUUAA
Schistocerca cancellata (South American locust) is the source of this 1388-nucleotide messenger RNA. RefSeq lists its product as uncharacterized. Bases 129 to 626 code for a protein of 165 amino acids. The record is from RefSeq and is a predicted model, not a curated record. The transcript has 6 exons. Lineage: Eukaryota; Metazoa; Arthropoda; Insecta; Orthoptera; Acrididae.